CCAUCGAGAAAAAGAUAACAUAUUUGCUCCUAUAUAUGGGGAAUCCAACUCUCUAGACUCCAAAAGAACAGUAUAUUGAACGAAAUUACCUACGGACGACGUGUCAGUAUCGAACCGUUUUUCACGGUGUACGCACAAUCAAUUGAACUAUUUCAAAAUGGCAACCAAAUGGGUUUGGACGAAUGCCCACGGGCCCUACCCGCCCAACAUGGUCUCCGGUGGACAGGAUAGUGACGGUGCACUGCUCUAUGUCGGUCGGGCAAAUCACGCCGGGGAUGUUCUUCCGGCCAAGGUGAUUCCCCAGAAAAAUGCCGCCUACAUCGCCUACGGUGGGGAGGAAGUGCUAGUCGAGAACUUCGAGGUGCUCUGCCAGAAGGAACUGAUCUGGGACAGCGCAACGGGCGGAAACAUUCCACCGGAUGCGGUCGUCGGUGGUAACACCGCCGAUGGGGAACCACUGUACAUCGGUAGAGCUUAUCACGAGGGAUCUCAAACCAUUGGCAAGGUGCAACGGUCACACGGAUGUUGCUACAUUCCUUACGGGGGAGCGGAAGUAUCGGUACCGACCUACGAUGUGCUGUGUGAGCGGUAAAAUGAAGUGCGUGUUCGAAUUUGAGAAUGAAUAAAUUUUAAGGGACUUGUUGGAGGUAGAUUGGUUGAUUUAUAAUUUCUUGUCUAACGGCUGGUAGCGACUGAGUGUUGCAAAAGCGAACGAAGUAGUGAACGAAUGCCUGAAGCUUUUCGUCGAGGAUUUCAAUAAACAAUUUCUCUGGAUUCUCUGGAACCUCUAGAAUUUUGGAAAAGGAUUCACUGUAAGCAGAAAAGGGAAAACAUGGCAUUAGAUUAUAGAGGCCAUUUUGGUCAAAACAGAAAAUAUAGAGAAUAUCCAUGAAAAAUAAA
Molecule: messenger RNA, 900 nt
Organism: Aedes aegypti (yellow fever mosquito)
Lineage: Eukaryota; Metazoa; Arthropoda; Insecta; Diptera; Culicidae
Exons: 2
Coding region: 158-592 (144 amino acids)
Source: RefSeq, a predicted model, not a curated record